Molecule: messenger RNA, 638 nt
Organism: Guillardia theta CCMP2712
Lineage: Eukaryota; Cryptophyceae; Pyrenomonadales; Geminigeraceae
Exons: 1
Coding region: 62-541 (159 amino acids)
Source: RefSeq, a predicted model, not a curated record
CAGGAAUUUGCGCAACGAGAGCAACGAAUACACAGCAAGUUUCAUGCAAGACAGCAAGCAAAUGGUAGCGCUGAUAGCUGAGCAUGAAAGACAGAACUCAGCAGUAAUGAGCCACGAGGCUUCCCGUUCCCUGUUCUUGGAAGCUGAGAAGGAUGCAAGGUUGCAUGCAGAUCGAUUGCGAAACAACAAGCUCGAGGCUGACUUGUCAGGAUCUGAAAGCGAGUAUUGCCAUGCUGCAAUCAUUGCAAUGGAAGAUCAGGCCAGGAAAUCUGCGAAGCAUGCAGAGGCGCACGAGAAGGCAAUGAAGGCGCCGAUGGAAGAGGCAAAGAGAGUGAAAGGUAGGAUAGGCCAACUCAGGGAUGAGAUGGUGAGGAAGAACAGAGAGCUGAAAGACAAGUCAUCAACCCUCAACAUGUGCAUGAUGAAUUUCAAUCGGUUGAGACGAGAAGCAGCGCUUCUUGCCAGGCAUCUUGGGACAGUCGAGCAUCUGAUCGAAGGGUUGGAGAAUCAAGUCGAGUCGCGUGCCAACAGUCUGUUGUAGCUCGGACGAGAUUGACCAAUGUUAGCGAUUGAAAGCUUUGUACAAUUUUAUGAGAACACUUUGAGCUGAGAAGAAAUGAAGAAGACUCAAUCAGAAU